Messenger RNA from Brassica oleracea var. oleracea, 1714 nucleotides. Its product is annotated as glucan endo-1,3-beta-glucosidase 12. Gene Ontology annotation, cellular component: plasma membrane. The transcript is spliced from 4 exons. Lineage: Eukaryota; Viridiplantae; Streptophyta; Magnoliopsida; Brassicales; Brassicaceae. Gene Ontology annotation, biological process: carbohydrate metabolic process. Gene Ontology annotation, molecular function: hydrolase activity, hydrolyzing O-glycosyl compounds. The record is from RefSeq and is a predicted model, not a curated record. Bases 118 to 1539 code for a protein of 473 amino acids.
AAUUUCCAUUGAGACGUAAGACCCAGUCAUAGGCUAUUUACCACCCACCACUUUACUAGAAGUAGCUAUAGUAGUGUCACUCACUCCUCACGACACCACUCUCUCUGAAGCGAGAGUAUGGAUUAUCUCAGAGCGUUCAUCUUCCUAGUCCUUAUUCUCUCGGCCAUUUCACUCUCAGAGGCUGGUUCCAUCGGCGUCAACUAUGGCCGAAUCUCUGACGAACUCCCAUCAGCAUUCAAAGUAGUACAGCUGCUUAAAUCCCAAGGAAUAGACCGGGUCAAAAUCUUUGACGCCGACCCGGCUGUUCUCAAAGCCUUAUCCGGAUCUGGAAUCCGGGUCACAGUAGAUCUGCCAAACGAAAUGCUUUUCUCAGCCGCCAAACGCCCUUCCUUCGCCGCUACAUGGGUUAAACGCAAUGUAGCAGCUUACCAUCCUUCGACGCAGAUCGAAUCAGUCGCGGUAGGAAACGAAGUAUUCGUAGAUCCACACAACACAACCAAGUACUUAAUCCCAGCAAUGAGAAACAUUCACAAAGCUCUCGUCAGUUACAACCUCCACUCCUCCAUUAAAAUCUCUUCGCCUUUAGCCUUAAGCGCGCUUCAAAACUCUUACCCUUCUUCCUCCGGAUCUUUCCGACCAGAACUCGUCGAUCUUGUCAUUAAACCGAUGUUGGAUUUCUUACGCGAAACCGGUUCGAGGCUCAUGAUAAAUGUUUAUCCUUUCUUCGCUUACGAAGGAAACUCAGAUGUGAUUCCUCUAGACUACGCUUUGCUUAAAGAGAAUCCAGGAAUGGUUGAUUCGGGUAACGGAUUGAGAUACUUCAACCUCUUCGACGCACAGAUCGACGCCGUCUUCGCAGCUAUGUCGGCGUUGAAGUACGACGAUAUUGAGAUUAUCGUGACGGAGACUGGAUGGCCGUCCAAAGGAGACGAAAACGAAAUCGGCGCCAGCGUGGCAAACGCAGCGUCGUACAACGGAAACUUAAUCCGUCGGAUUUUAACCGGAGGUGGAACUCCGUUACGUCCCAAAGCAGAUCUCACUAUCUAUCUCUUCGCUCUCUUCAACGAGAACAAGAAGUUCGGACCUACAUCGGAGAGAAACUACGGUCUCUUCUUCCCCGACGAGAAAAAAGUCUACGACAUUCCUUUCACGCAGGAAGGGUUGAAGCAUUACCGCGACGGUGGUCAUAAUACUCCGGCCACCGGAAAUCAGCAAGUUACGCCUCCGAACAACGGUGGUGGUGUGUCGAAGAGCUUGACGGGGAGCACGUGGUGUGUGGCUAAUGGUGAUGCGGGGAAGGAUCGGCUACAGGGUGGUUUAGAUUACGCUUGUGGUGACGGAGGUGCUGAUUGCCGUCCGAUCCAGCGUGGUGCCCCGUGUUACAGUCCAGAUACACUUGAGGCGCACGCUUCUUUUGCUUUCAAUAGUUAUUACCAGAAGAAAGGUCGUGCCGGAGGUAGCUGUUACUUCGGCGGCGCUGCUUACGUCGUUACCCAACCACCAAAGUACGGAAGAUGCGAGUUCCCGACAGGAUACUAAAGGAAGAAGAUAAUCCAAGGGAGAAGAUUUAUUCUGCUAUAUAUAUAUUCGUAUCUUGGUUGUGUUUUGUUUAGGCUGAAGUUCUUAGUUAAUUUUUGGAACUUUUUAAUAUUAUGUUGUUAAUAUCGAUUGAAACGAUGUUCUUGAUAUUAGUAAUAUUUAGCUAACGCAAUUA